Molecule: messenger RNA, 1774 nt
Organism: Budorcas taxicolor (takin)
Lineage: Eukaryota; Metazoa; Chordata; Mammalia; Artiodactyla; Bovidae
Product: zinc finger protein 567-like
Exons: 6
Biological process (GO): regulation of transcription by RNA polymerase II
Cellular component (GO): nucleus
Molecular function (GO): DNA-binding transcription factor activity, RNA polymerase II-specific; RNA polymerase II transcription regulatory region sequence-specific DNA binding
Source: RefSeq, a predicted model, not a curated record
GAUAGUCUUCAGCUGGAAUGGAUUGGGAGCUGAAAAAGAGAAAUCAUAAGUCAAGGACAAAAACAGGCUAACAUGACUGGUACCAUUAUAAUAUAGUGAGCCACCCCUUUUCUAAAGAAGAGCCCAAAGGAAGACUGGUCAUCUCUUGUAAAUCUCAAAAACCAUGGCUCAGGGAUCAGUGUCAUUCAAAGAUGUGACUGUGGACUUCAGUCAGGAGGAGUGGCAGCACCUGGAUCCUGCUCAGAAGACACUCUACAUGGAUGUAAUGUUGGAAAACUAUUGCCAUCUCAUUUCUAUAGGGUGUCACAUGACCAAGCCUGAUGUGAUCCUCAAAUUGGAACGAGGAGAAGAACCGUGGACAUCAAGUUGUUAUUAAUUAUAUUCUUUUCUAGAAGAAAACUGGAAAGCUGAAGACUUUUUAUUGAAAUUCAAGGAACAGCAAGAUAAGUAUUCUAGAUCAGUUAUAUUAAUCAACCACAAAAAGCUGGUUAAUGAGAACGGUAGUACAUGUGAAAAGACAUUUACUUUAAGUAAAAACUCUAUUAAUUCAAAAAAGCUACCUCCUGAAUAUGACACUCAUGAAAAGAUUUUAAAAAAUGUUUCAGAAUUAAUCAUCAGUAAUCUAAGUCCUACAAGAAGGAGACUUAGUGAGUGUAAUGGGUAUGGGAAAUCACUCCUCAAUACUAAACCAGAGACAGCUCACCCUGGAGUCAAAUCUCAUAAUCAACGUGGGAGGACCAUCAGUCGUAAUGAAACGAUCACGCAAUAUCAUAAGAUGGAAACACCAGCACAGUCAUUUGAAUAUAAUGACUGUGAGAAAGCCUUUUUUAAAAGAGGAGGCCCAAUUACACAUAGUAGAACUUAUAGAAGGGGAAACACAUCUGAUUAUAAUAAAAGAAGAACAACUAAUAUUGAAAAAAAGCAUACAUGCACUGAAUGUGGGAAGUCCUUUUGCAGGAAAUCAGUAUUGAUUCUGCAUCAGGGAAUUCACACAGAAGAAAAACCCUAUCAAUGUCAUCAGUGUGGAAAUUCAUUUAGGAGGAAAUCCUAUCUCAUUGAUCAUCAAAGAACUCAUACAGGGGAAAAACCCUAUAUUUGUAAUGAAUGUGGGAAAUCCUUCUCCCAGAAAACAACCCUUGCUCUUCAUGAGAAGACUCAUAAUGAAGAGAAACCUUAUAUUUGUAAUGAAUGUGGAAAAUCCUUCCGCCAGAAGACAACCCUUGUGGCACAUCAGAGAACACAUACAGGGGAAAAAUCCUAUGAAUGUCCUCACUGUGGGAAGGCUUUUAGAAUGAAGUCAUACCUCAUUGAUCAUCACAGAACUCACACAGGAGAGAAACCAUAUGAAUGUAAUGAAUGUGGAAAGUCCUUCAGUCAGAAGACAAAUCUCAAUUUACAUCAGAGAAUCCACACAGGAGAGAAACCUUAUAUUUGUAAUGAAUGUGGGAAGUCUUUUCGCCAGAAAGCAACCCUCACUGUACAUCAGAAAAUACAUACAGGGCAGAAAUCCUAUGAAUGCCCUCAGUGCGGGAAAGCCUUUAGCAGGAAAUCGUAUCUCAUUCAUCAUCAAAGAACUCAUACAGGAGAGAAACCAUACAAGUGUAGUGAAUGUGGGAAGUGCUUCCGCCAGAAGACAAAUCUCAUUGUACAUCAGAGAACUCACACAGGGGAGAAACCAUAUAUUUGUAAUGAAUGUGGUAAGUCCUUCAGUUAUAAGAGAAAUCUUAUUGUCCAUCAGAGAACUCACAAGGGAGAAAACAUGGAAAUGCAGUAA